Messenger RNA from Onychomys torridus (southern grasshopper mouse), 1032 nucleotides. Its product is annotated as complement factor H-related protein 1-like. Lineage: Eukaryota; Metazoa; Chordata; Mammalia; Rodentia; Cricetidae. The coding region runs from base 1 to 1032 and encodes 343 amino acids. The record is from RefSeq and is a predicted model, not a curated record. The transcript is spliced from 7 exons.
AUGGGGUGGUCUAGCAGGUUACUCUCAGCCAAUGUCUUUCUAACCCUAUGGCUUUCUACUGCCAAAGGCGAAGUGAGACUUUGUGAUUAUCCAAAAAUAAGCCAUGGAAUACUAUAUGAUGAAAAGAAACAUGAAGCAUUUUCCCCCGUUCUUAGUGGGAAGGUUUUCUACUACUCAUGUGAAUAUAAUUUUGUGUCUCCUUCAAAUUCAAUCUGGACCCGCAUAAUGUGCACAGAAGCAGGAUGGUCACCAACACCAAAGUGUCUCAGGCUCUGUUUCUUUCCUUUUGUGGAAAAUGGUAAUUCUACAUCUUCAGGACAGACACACUUACAAGGUGAUAUUGUCCAAGUUGUUUGCAAUGAAGGCUACAGCCUUCAAAAUAAUAAGAACACCAUCCAGUGUACUGAAGAGGGCUGGUCCAUUCCUCCCAAAUGUGUAUCCACCGAUUCUACAGGGAAAUGUGGACCUCCUCCACCUAUUGACAAUGGAGACAUCACCUCCUUCCCAUUGCCAGAAUACCCACCUUCAUCAUCAGUAGAAUACCAGUGCCAGUUCUUGUACCAACUGCAGUGCAAUAAGAAAAUAACAUGUAGAAAUGGAAAAUGGUCUGAGCCACCAAAGUGUAUUUAUUCAACAGGGAAAUGUGGGCCUCCUCCACCUAUUGACAAUGGAGACAUCACCUCCUUCCCAUUGUCAGUAUAUGCACCAUUAUCAUCAGUUGAAUAUCAGUGCCAGUACUUGUACCAACUGCAGGGCAACAAGAAAAUAACAUGUAGAAAUGGAGAGUGGUCAGAGCCACCAAAAUGUUUAUCUGUAUGUGUAAUAUCAGAAGAAAUCAUGGAAAGACAUAACGUAACUUUUAGAUGGAGAGAAGACCCAAAUCUAUAUUCUCAAUCAGGGGAUAAUGUUGAAUUUAAGUGUAAAUCUGGAUACAAACUGACAGAAACAUCACUUCCAUUACGUGCAAGGUGCAUUGAUGGUCGCAUCAGUUAUCCCAGUUGCUCAAAAAUACGUUAUUGGUACCACGGAUGA